CUCGCUCGCUAGUCACUGCCUGGCUGGCUGACUGGCUUUCUUGCUGGUUGUGUUCCCCACUAGCGAGUUCACGGACUCGGCCACCAGACGUCAACGCGUGCGCGUGCAGCGUGGACCCAGCGUAAACUCACCCAGCGACGGACCGACUUUGACCAAGGAACGGCCUCUUCCCCCACCCCUCUUGCCUGGACCCGCACCAUGUGUGUGGAAGUCGGAUACAUCAUUUUGAGCCCACCGGAACCGUCUGACGGACACUACGGUGUGCGGAAAAUGAGGGAAUAGUCGUCGUCGGUGGCGACGGCGACGAACCAGCUGCGAAGCGCCAGCGUUUUUCUCGGAACCGCCGAGUGCGGGCCACUGAGAGGAGAAAAUGUCGGGAAAAAUCGAGAGCAAGCAAGACUCGCAGCGGUCCCAUCUGUCCUCAUUUACCAUGAAGCUGAUGGACAAGUUCCAUUCUCCCAAGAUCAAGAGGACGCCAUCCAAGAAAGGCAAGCAACUACAGCCAGAGCCCGCGGCCAAGACCACUGAAAAGCCCGCUAACAAGAAGGUGAGUCGACUGGAGGAGCACGAGAAAGACGUGGUCAGCGCACUUCGCUACUUCAAGACCAUCGUGGACAAGAUGGUGGUGGAGAAGAAGGUGCUGGAGAUGCUCCCUGGCUCGGCCAGCAAAGUGCUGGAGGCCAUCCUGCCUCUGGUUCAGGGGGAGGCCCGCAUACAGCACAGUUCAGCGUUGUCCUCCUGCCACAACCGCGUGUACCAGAGUCUCGCCAACCUCAUCCGUUGGGCCGACCAGGUGAUGCUGGACGGCAUCGACCUGGACGACAAGGAGAACGUGACGUCGGUCACCAACGUCAUCAAAGCGGUGCUGGAUGGCGUAAAGGAGCUGGUGAAGCUGACCAUCGAGAAACAAGAGCAGCCGUCGCCCACCAGCCCGAACAAACCGACGGCGCCCGUCACCACGGCGGAGAGCAACAUUCCUCCAGCUGACACCUCAGUAGAGCGCGAGUCGGAGCUGGCAAAGACGUCUCCGGUUGCAGCUCCCGCCGAGGGCCCCUCCUCGGACGUGCCCGACGAGGACAUAGCCCCUCCAAAACCCCCGCUUCCUGAAGCCAAGAUGGCAGAGCUCAGAGCACAGUUGAAUUGUGACGCUGGCCAAAGGAAACCCACUCACAAGGAGAACCCUCCUCCAGCGCUCCCGCCGAAGAAGCGGCAGUCUGCCCCGUCGCCAACACGUGUGGCGGUGGUGGCUCCCAUGAGCCGGGGAUCCAGCUUGCCCUGCAGCGUCCACAGGCAGCAGCAUGACUACGAGCAGGAGUUUCUCCAGCGGCGCUUCUCGGGGGGCAGCCAGUCAUACGGGGGCGACUCCCCACGUCUGUCUCCAUGCAGUAGCAUGGGCAAACUCAGCAAGUCGGAUGAGCAACUCUCUUCGAUGGAGCAAGACAGCGGUCAGUGUUCGCGGAACACCAGCUGCGAGACGCUUGACAACACGGAAAAUUACGACCCCGACUACGACUUCCUCCACCAGGAUCUUUCAGUCGGGGAUAGCCUGCCCCCAAUCCCGGUGGGCGGCUGCCUCAGCCCGCUGCCCGAGUCGCACAGCGAGUCAUCCUCGCCCGUCCCCGGGCAGCAUCACACGCACCCCCGCUUCAGCGCACCUACCCCCCAGCAGCUUCCCGAGUACUGGACGCCGCAGCCCGGUCACCCCAACCCUCUUUCACGCAUCAGCGCGCCGCCCGCGCUGCCCCAAAAGAAGCGGCGCAGCACACAGACACCCCCCUUCCCCGACGGCUGCUCCAAGUUGUACGAGCGCUACCCCUCCCAGUACGACAACCUGUCCGAGGAGGAGCCCCCGCCCUUUCCGCUUUUCACGCCCAUCUCGCCCAUGCCGCAGACAAACGGCGGCGUAUUUGUCGCGCAAUACAUUUGCGGCGAGAAUGCCGAUGUGCCUGCCAGCCCGCCGCCGCUGCCGGAAAAGAAAAGCAGACACAUCCUGCAGUACAUGCAGUUUGUAGAGGACUACUCGGAGCCGCAGCCGUCCGUCUUCUACCAGAUGCCGCAGAGCGAGAGCAUCUACGAGCAGCGCAACAAGCGCUUCCAGGAGGUCUACGGCUUCAACGACUCCUUCAGCAGCACCGACUCCGUACACGAGCCGCUCCUGCCGCCUGCGCUGCCGCCCAAGCAACGCCAACUGGCUUCCCACUCAUCCUCCCCCUCUUCCUCCUCCUCUUCCUCGCUCUCCUGCCACCUCCAGCCGUCUGUGGCGGCCAUGGAGGAGGCGGGCUCUGGGCUGGGCCUCAGUAUGUCCGUCUCUAACUCCUACCUGAUUGGCCAAGCCGCCUUGACCACGCCCACGAGCGUGGACCAAGCUGCCUUGAACAGUGCCCCUGUUCCCAACGGUAAUGGGGGAAGACCCGAUCCUGGGGGCUCCCCGUCCUGCUCGGCCGCCUCGAUGGCAGCCUGUCCUCCCUCCGAGUUGACUCACAGUGACUCUCUCCACGUGAGCGAGAGUGCAAAUGACGAGGGUGGGGAGGGCGAGUAUGUCAACUUGUACUCAUCCAGCCAGGCCAAUGGCGAACUGCCUCUCUCCCUCAGAGAAACCAUCAUGGCUGAUGACGUGCUCCAAGACCCCGCCCCUCCGACGCAAUCCACCAAUAGCAAAGAGGCUAUGGAAGUGGAACGGAGGCAAAAGUCAGCGGAGUCGGCGGAGGAGAGCGACGAGAACGUGGACGAGCUGUCUCUCAUCGAUCACAAGGAGAUCAUGAGCAGGAUAACACUAAAACAGGAAAAUGAUGAUGGGCCGGAUGUCCGUGCUGGCUCGGGAGAUAUUUUAUUAGUUCACGCCACAGAGACAGACCGCAAGGAUCUCGUUUUGUACUGUGAAGCCUUUUUGACGACAUAUCGGACGUUUAUAACCCCCGAGGACCUCAUAAAGAAGCUACACUACAGAUACACAAGUUUUUGCCACAGUCCAGACACAUUCAAGAAGCGAGUCAGCAAGAACACCUUCUUUGUGUUGGUGCGUGUUGUGGACGAGCUCUGUCUGGUGGAGCUGACGGAGGACAUCCUGAAGCAGCUCAUGGACCUGGUCUUCACCCUGGUCUGCAACGGGGAGCUCAGCCUGGCCCGAGUCCUCCGCAAGAACAUCCUGGACAAGGUGGAGCAGAAGAAGCUGCUGCGCUACACCAACUCACUCAAGCCGCUCGCUGCCCGCGGCGUCUCGGCCAGGCCCGGAACGCUUCACGAUUUCCGCAGUCACGAGAUUGCAGACCAGCUCACGCUUCUCGACGCAGAGCUCUUCUACAAAAUUGAGAUUCCCGAAGUGUUGCUUUGGGCCAAAGAGCAAAACGAAGAGAAGAGUCCCAACCUGACGCAGUUCACAGAGCACUUUAACAACAUGAGCUACUGGGUGCGCUCAUUAAUCAUUCAGCAAGAAAAAGCCCAGGACCGAGAGAAGCUGCUGCUCAAGUUCAUCAAGAUCAUGAAGCACUUAAGAAAGUUGAACAACUUCAACUCGUACCUGGCCAUCCUGUCCGCCCUGGACUCCGCCCCCAUCCGAAGACUGGAGUGGCAGAAGCAGACGUCAGAGGGAUUGGAGGAAUAUUGCACAUUGAUUGACAGCUCGUCGUCUUUCCGGGCAUACCGGGCCGCUCUGGCUGAAGUAGAGCCCCCCUGCAUCCCGUACUUGGGUCUGAUCUUGCAGGACCUGACCUUCGUUCACCUGGGCAACCCCGACCUCAUCGACGGCAAAGUAAACUUCUCCAAGCGGUGGCAGCAAUUCAACAUCUUGGACAGCAUGCGUCGCUUCCAGCAAGUGCACUACGAGCUGAAACGCAACGACGACAUCGUCUCCUUCUUCAACGACUUCAGCGACCACCUGGCCGAGGAGGCGCUGUGGGAGCUGUCGCUGAAGAUAAAGCCGCGAAACAUCGCCCGGCGCAAAACGGAGCGGGACGAGAAGACUUAAGCGCAGCGGCCCCACCAACGGCGCAAACAAACAAAAAAACAAAAAAAAAAGACAUGACCUCCAACUGUGCUUCAAUGACACUAACUCCACUUUAAAGGACCCGCCGAAUGGACGCUUUUAUUUUCGGCAGGCACUGACGGGAGAUUCGUUGCAGGAGAACGAUUAUUGGAAGCGCGAGUGAGUUUUACGAGGAGCCGCACCAGGCUGGGAGACUUCUUAUUACUGGGAGGGAGCAAACUCACAAAUACGGAAAUAACCAAAGUCUGCUCUCUUAUAAAGUGGAGACGGUCGGCCGAGUGUGUGACACUGAGGUGAGAAGGUCCAUUACGCUUUCACGUUUUUCAACAUUUUUGUAUUAUUAUAUAUCGUCGCUGUUGGGUGGAAUUCUGCCAUGUCUAAAAUCACUCUUUUAAAACAUGUUGCUUGAGUGACUUAAAGGGGAACUCGAGGAUUUCAAGGGAAGCUCUUGACAUCUGUAUCAUGGUGCCGUCAUUUUUCGCCACGCCAACCUCUUCAGUUGACUGAAAUUGACGUCAACGUGCCAUUAGGCUCGCAUUGCGACUGUCUUGGCCUCACCCGUUUUCUGGGUUUGGCCACGUGACGCUGCCAAUGCAACCCUGCGGGCACUUGGAUGGCGAUUUAAGCCGACAGCAGAGGGCAGUAUAGGAUAAAAAAAAUGGUAGCAUCCCGUGAUGGAUGAAAAUUGAUGGCUGCAUUAUCAGAAUACCGUUUUUGGGCUAGUGGAGGCACAUAAAACAAUGCAAAUAUUUUUUUAAAACCCUUAGUCCGCCUUUAAAACUGCAUUUUCGAAGUUUUAUCUUAUAUUGAUAUCAUCAUCUUUUGCGCAUCAGCAUCAACAUGCCACCACCCCAAAAUCAUGUACAAUUGCUAAUUUAAUAUGCUAAAAAAAUUUAAUUCAUUUUGCUUUAUCCAUAAUAGUCUGCUCUUACGCUGACUAUAUUUGUAUAAUCAUUCCCAAGCUCUUUUUUUCCCCCAGAGGUCUUAGAGCCUUGAGUGAUGUCAUGAAAUGAUAAACUAAGCAGCAUAAUCGGCGGAAAUGAUUCCGUACACAAACUGAACCUUUGUACCUGACCCAUUUCCUUCUGUACUUAUAGUUAAUAUGACAACUUUCUUUUGUUGUUAUUGUUUUAAACAGAGCAGUCUUACUCAAAUCUAUCUCACCUAUUUUCAGUCAUUAUUACGCAAAAUACAUCCAGAUUUCCAAUCUUAAGGCAACAUCAUGCUGUACUGUUCUCUAGCUUUAUUAGGGUAAUAAUCUCUAAAUUAACAGUUGUCGUCAAAAACCAAUAGUAUCAGUAUGUGAGAGUGAAAUUGACCCUAUUUAGAGAUAACAGGGUUUCCACACAACAGCGACGAUGCAGAUACACUACUUGCAAAAAGUUUGACACAUUGCAUCCAAAGCAGAGUAUCGCUUACUUUUUGUGAGUUGUUUGCGUGUAAUUGUGUGUGUGUGUGUCUAUAUGUAUAUAUACAUAUAUGUGUAUAUAUAUGUAUGUAUUUUCACGUGCCAUUGAAUCGGUCACCUCAACUCAAGCACGCCGCUCCCCUCAAAAUAGCAGCGCCAUCCACUGUGAAGUCCUGCGUUGAAGGGGGAGGUUUGUUCGCUUGUGUAAAGAUGUGUGGAUACGAAAUGUAUUAUAUACACACGCCGCUCCUUUUGUUCUUGAAAAGGAUGUUUGUGCUUACCGGAAGAACUCUGCCGUCACUCCCGCAAGUGCCGUACGUACGCAUGCAAAAACAAGGAGAAAAGCAAACGAGACAAAAAGACGGUAAGAGAAAUGACACAAGAUGCUGUGAUCUGUGAUGUCAUGGUGUGCUGUGGUCAUGUGUAAAAAAAAAAAAAAAAAAUCUAAAUCCCCCCCCCCAAAAAAAAGUAAUGGGUGAGGUGAGUGAAGUCGUUUGUCAUUCCAAAAUGUAAAUGAUUUCCUUUCGUCUUUGGGAGACCAGUCAGAAGCAACGUGUCACACUGUGCCCUCAAUAAAAACAAACAGCUGUUUCUAUA
Hippocampus zosterae (dwarf seahorse) is the source of this 5987-nucleotide messenger RNA. It is a transcript of the gene rapgef1b, whose product is annotated as Rap guanine nucleotide exchange factor (GEF) 1b. Gene Ontology annotation, biological process: positive regulation of GTPase activity; Ras protein signal transduction. Gene Ontology annotation, cellular component: plasma membrane. The record is from RefSeq and is a predicted model, not a curated record. Gene Ontology annotation, molecular function: guanyl-nucleotide exchange factor activity. The transcript has 27 exons. Lineage: Eukaryota; Metazoa; Chordata; Actinopteri; Syngnathiformes; Syngnathidae. Bases 371 to 3964 code for a protein of 1197 amino acids.